Hirsutella rhossiliensis is the source of this 1866-nucleotide messenger RNA. Its product is annotated as NDT80 / phoG like DNA-binding family domain-containing protein. NCBI's taxonomy places the organism in Eukaryota, Fungi, Ascomycota, Sordariomycetes, Hypocreales, Ophiocordycipitaceae. The record is from RefSeq and is a predicted model, not a curated record. Bases 1 to 1866 code for a protein of 621 amino acids. Gene Ontology annotation, molecular function: DNA binding; DNA-binding transcription factor activity. The transcript has 3 exons. Gene Ontology annotation, biological process: positive regulation of transcription by RNA polymerase II; meiotic cell cycle. Gene Ontology annotation, cellular component: nuclear chromosome.
AUGACGGAGCUGAGGGGCGAGCCCGCCCAUUCGAGCAUCUGGUCCAACUACGGCUCGACUCACCUUCCUAGCAGGCUCGGCAGCGCCAUGGACUCGCCCUUUCACGCCUCGUCGGCCGCCCGCCCCCGGAGCGGACACGGGAGCCUCGAUCAUCACCAGGCCUACCCCUACCGCGCAUACUCCCAGGACGAGCCCAGCCCCUACGACCGCCACCCGAGCUACUCGAGUCUCAAGCGCUCUUUUUCCCAGGCCGAGCCCCCUGCCUACCAGGAGAUUGUCCAGGAUCUUCGCGAGGACGGCUCGCGCCUCACCGUCAACCAGGACCACAAGCUGCUGGCCUUUCGCCGCGCCCAAGACAAGUCGACCGUCGUCGACCAGCACGGCCGCGUCCAGCAGCUCGAGCUCUCGGCCCAGCUCCACGGCAUGUUCUUCCUCUCCGAGAUGCCCUCCAACGCCAGCGACGGCUCCGUCAUCCAGCCCGAGUUGACGUGCUAUCGCCGCAACCUCUUCCAGAUCAGCGGCUCCCUCGUCAUGCCCCGCGGACAGCUUUCCGUCGUAAACGACGCAAACGAGACGGUCCCCGUCUCCAACAUGGAGGUGGCCAUUUCCGCCAUCGAGUCCGUCGACGGCAACUCGAUCCGCCUCAUCGUCAUCCCCUGGAAGACGCCCCCGCCAAACUCUCCCGAGAUCAACCAAGCGGCCGACCAGGAGCCCCCCACGCUACCCCUAAUCCCCUUCCAGGACGACGGCGCAGACGCCGAUGGCGAACUCGCCGUCUACCCCAUCGGCUGGCGGCGCCUGCAGUUCAGAGUAGCCACGGCAAACAACGGCCGGAGAAAAGAGCUCCAGCAGCACUUUGUCCUGCAUCUCAAGGUGCUGGGCACCCUAGCCGACGGCUCUAAGGUGGUCCUCUCCGAGUCCACGACGGCCCCCAUCGUCGUGCGAGGCCGCAGCCCCCGCAACUUCCAAGCCCGCAAGGAGAUUCCCCUGCUGGGAUCCAGCGCCGGCUCCAGGGGCCAGGCCUUGGUAGAGACGGGCUUGGGCGUCGUCGCCAGUGCGCUGAGCUUGCGGCAAGACACCAAGCCAAGGAGCAUGGACAUGCAGGUCCCUCGCUCAUCCUUUACCUUUAGCCCGCCAAAGCCCCAGGGCAACACGCUGAACUCCCUCCGAUCAAACUCCUACCCAUCGUGGAACUCGCAGGUUUCCGCGUCCAGCCCAGGCGCGUAUCCGUCGACGUCCAUGGCGGCCGACUCUUACCCCAAGCUGCCCUUGUCCGCCGCAUCCGGCUACACCACUGAGCCGCAGGAGAUGCCGCUCCACACAUCCAUAGCCCCUUCGAUCCCGCUGCCGCUGCCGGCCAACGACCAGUCUCAACCGUCUCUACGCUCCCAAUACUCCUACACUACCUCGGCCCCCCAGCUACCCGGCAGCAGCGUCGCCAUUGGCAGCGCGGAUAGCGCCUUUAGCAUGCCUCGCUACGUCGACAGCAACCCCCGGCCGUCCAAGAGCCCGCGGCAGUCGGGCCAUCAGUCCGUGCACAGCUCGGGCUCCAUCACCAACACGGACUCGUCGUCGGACUACCGGUACGGGUCGUACCGGGGCGCCAACAGCGGCGGCAGCGAUGCGUCGCAGCCGCAGACGUAUCCUCCCCCGAGCUCCUGGACGACCACGUCUUCCGAGCAGACCUCCAGCCUGGCGUAUGCGGCCCACGACGGGCGGUCUUACUCCUUCUCGCACGAGCCUUACAAGAGCGGAUCAUUGGCGAUACCGCCUCUCAAGCACGAGCCGGCGUCUUCCAGUGUCUACAGCGGAGGCUCGCGAGGCUCCUUUGACACCAUGAACAACUAUUCCUGGAGCGCAGCCUAA